GACGUCAAGCUCGCCCAUACGGCUAUCGAUCUCCAACUCUGCUUGACACGUUAUCUCGCACAAACCUGUACUGUGCUCAUCUCACACCAAGUAAUAUCACGCAAGAAAAAGAUCUGCGACGGGUUCCCUAUAAACAAUUGCCGCGGAUUCUUACAUACAGAACAGGAAGGACAGCGAGUUCUUGCAGGACCUGACCUACGGAGAGAUACAUCUUGUGUUGGGAUACAUCACAGCAUUGGACUGCGGAUAAAUACGAACAAAUACGAAUAGAUACGAACAAUAUAUACACGCAAUACAUACCGGGUGGGCACAAUCUCCCAGAUCCCUAGGUCUAUCUAUCUACGACUCGCGAAUUCCCUCAGCAUUCCCUCACGCACCACUUGCUUGCUCUCUACUUAUCUAUCUAUACAUCCAUAUCUGUAUCUGUAUCUGUAUCCAUAUCCAUAUCCAUAUCCAUAUCUGCAUCUGCACCCAUCUCUAUACCCACAUCCAUCUCUACAUCUACGCCCUCACACGCUUCACACGCUUCACACUCCCUCCCAGCAAAAGAGACCCUCUCCAACAGCCACAUCUACACAUCUGCCCCCGUCUCGUUCUAGCCGCAACUUUAUUCAUUUAUUUAUUUAUCGCUUGCCUCUUUCUUUAUCUCUCCUCUCCAGCCUGCAACAAGGUUCCUUCAUUUUCCAUUCCUUGGAGACCCCUGGCAAGAAAAAGACACUUGUUAGACACCUCAUCUCGAUAUCCCUACACCCCGCUCCACCCACUCCAAAAACCGGCCUUUGCUUUCGCUUACUGUUCCCUUCCCUUCGACUCAUCCUACUUACUCUUUCUUUGCCUUUCCACCUCCCGACUCAUCCACCUCAUACCUUCAACUCCACAUAUGUGCGUACGACAAUACUGGCUACAAUCAUCGUCGUUCGCAGUUAACUUCCUCCCUUCCCCCCUCCUCUCUUUUACCUCUUCUCCUCUUUCUAUACUUUCGACUUCAUAACUCAUCAACAAUCAAUCCAUCCCGACCGAGCCACCCUUUCCAACUCUUGACGAACACUCUACCCUCUUCUCUCCCUUUCCAUCGCCCAUUCCUUUGAGAAAGCUCCAACCACCAUCACUUGUUUCGUUCUGCGUCACACUGCUUGCUACCACGGCAACAACUACAUUCCCGCACAUUCACAAGGCUUUGCAGAUCCUGUUGUAAUCAUCAACUUCAUCAAAGGUCAACCGCAUUCUUCCACCUCUUGAUCGAUCAUCCUUCUCUCCUGAUUUACCUCCCAACGAGCUCCUCUUGUCGUCAACCUACAAUUUCGAACAUUGGCAGAAGAAGAGUCAUAUCUUCUACUUCCUUGUUCUACAAAUAACCCAAAAUAAACACAUGAGUUCCAAGUCAACAUUGAAGCGUUUAUCACGAUAGCCAACCUGAUCAUCUCCGAUCUGUGAUACACACGCCGCCCAAGUCUUCUGCUGCAAGAUCAUUCACUCCCGAUCUGUGCAAGUCAUUGAUCGCAUCUGCUCUACCAUAUCAGCACGCCACCCUUUCUCGAUAUUGCACAAUUGAUUGACUUCAAUUGUGUGAUUGCUUUAUUGAUUCGACCCACCAAAUCGACAUCACCCCUCAAUCCACCCGUGCGUUAAGUCGUACUACUCGAGGAACCUUCGAAACCUCAGACACUCGUUCUAUCAACGUCUGACUCCUAUGUCAGCAUAACGAUUUUCAACUCUUUCCUUAUUCUAUUUUAUUACCAGACCUCAAGUCUCUCUUCUUUGUCCCAUUUAACGAACAAAUUCAAUAUAUCUCUUUUGUCAAAGCGUAUUCGAAAUACCCCUAUGAGCCUCUGAACACCCUACUUCUACGAUCCGGAGUUAUUCACCAGUUAUCAUUUUCUUUUUUUAUCGGCGGUUAGGAUACAUUUAUAUAGCGUUGCGAGUUUGUUUUUAUUGCCCAUACACCUUUUAUCGCCUUGCUUCAUUCAGAUCGAACUACAACCUCAUUUAUUCACUCCGACAAUCAUCAAGAGCAUAGCUCUCCUUGUGCCACCAUCAACUUUGUUUAGAGAAGACAAAAGCUUUUACGAAUUCCACUUGUAUCUCUCGAUUCUUUACCUCUCAGGGCCCAAAAACAUUUCGGUUGUAACAGUAUUCAAAGCUGCUCUUUUGUUUUUAAGUUUAUUUAUUUAAUUUGCACACUUCACUCCUAUUCGACCUUCACACUUCUUUCUUCACUCAUACUUCACUACUUCAACCCUUCAUCCCAACAAUGGAGUGCUUAAGAGAGAAGUUUUACGACGGAGUCGUCCUUGAUGGACGUUUUGAAACGAUAUCCCCCCUCAACCAUGGUUCAUUUGGAAUGGUUUUCAUGGCGAAGGACCUAAUUACCAACGAAACCGUUGCUAUCAAGUGUUUGACCAAGAAAUCUGCCACAAUGACAGACGCCGACUCGUCAUUUGCCAUCGAUGAACACUCUGAAGAGUUAUCCUGCCAUGCUCGACUUGGCUCUCACCCAAACAUCGUCAACCUCAUCCACUCCUUCGAGACCGAAGCUCAUGUGUACAUCGUUCUGGAGUUUUGCUCCAGGGGUGACCUUUAUGAGGCUAUUCGAAAUGGCACUGGCCCUCUCGAAACGGAACAUGUCCGACAAUUCAUGCUACAACUUAUCGAUGCUGUUGCAUACAUUCACAGCAAGGGCAUGUACCAUCGUGAUAUCAAGCCCGAAAACAUUUUCCUUACCCAAUCAGGAGAGAUGAAGCUUGGUGACUUUGGCCUUGCAACUUCCGAGAAGUGGUCAUAUGAAACCACCGUAGGAAGCGACCGCUAUAUGUCUCCAGAACAGUAUGACUCUGCUGGCGCAGGAUACUCUCCAGAGCAAGCCGAUGUCUGGGCCAUUGGCAUCUGUCUGUUGAACAUCUUGUUCUCUCGCAACCCUUUCACAACACCUACAGAGUCUGACCCGCUUUUCCUCGACUUCACUCGAGACAAGCAAUCACUCUUUGAUGUCUUCCCAACAAUGUCACAAGAUACAUAUGAGGUUAUUGCUCAAUGCAUGAGCCUCGAUCCUCGAAAGAGGUCACUUGCCGCUGCUCGUGAGGCCAUUGAGCGUGUACUUAGCUUUACAACAUUUGAUGAGUUCGCCGAUGACUUCAGCUCUGCUGAUCGACGUGGUAUCCCCAGCUCAAACCGUGAGCCAUUGCGUACACCUUCCAUCCAAAGCCCUCAACUCGAUGCGGGUGCAUCUUUCCCUUGGGCCAAGGCAUUGCACGCCAGCCCACCUCAACAGUUCCGCCAGCUCUCUGCCAUUCCAGAUGAAGACUAUGACUCAGAGGACCUCUUCCCCGGCUCCGAAACAAGCAACAAGGAUUGGUUCUCCAUUGGAGAACAAACUCCCUCAAUGGAAUCAAUCCUUGAUUCUUCUCUUGGAACUUCGAUGCAAUCUCUAGCCAUCCGCCGCCACAUGAAGUCUAGUCCUCCAAAGGCUAGUCUCACCCCCAUCUCUGGAUCCCUGCCAAUCGCCAUGGCAAAGCCAAUCCCAUUGCCAUCUAUGGCAUCAGUCUUUGGCAAGAAGAACGACAUGGUAUCCAAGAGUUGGGGUGAUCUCUGGGACGAAGAGAUGGAAGAAGAAGAAGAAGAGCUCGACAACCACUUCCAAGCCCGUCAAGAGGCUAACUCGCGAACUUGGAGCCACGAGAGCAAGACCAAUGAUGAUAAGGCUGGCAGAUCUCCAUUGGAACCUCACACCUCAUCAUUUGUCAAUAUCCCAAGAGUGGCACCUGGUCGUACAGUGGCUCACGAUAUUGAUGAGGAUUUGGUGCCCGAUGGCUUCUUUUUCCACGACACCCCUACUCAACAAAACUCACCUCGUUAUUCACCACCCUCAAAGAGGACUGCUUUCGAUAAGUGGUCUGCGCUCGGAGAUCGUCGAAGGGCAUUUGCCGGAGCAUCAGACUCUGAAAGAUCUAUUGAUGCGUGGAAGACCCAAAGUACUCCACGCCGGAACGUUGGAUUAGGUUUCACUGGUUUCGGUACAGGUGCUUGGGAUACUAAAUCGAAUAUUGUUAGUAAAGACAAGGGCAGAGAAUGUCCAUGGGCGCGGGCCAAGGGCCGAGAUCACCAUUAUCAGGACAAGCGGAAGGACAAGCAGUCGGAUCUCGGUGAUUUGGAGUGGGUUGGAGGUUGGCAUGACCUCCACUUGUAGUCAUACACUUUAGUUUUCUUUUUUUUCUUUUUCUCGGACAUACUACUCACACAAUUGCUUAUGGAGGAUCGAACAUCAUGGAAGAAGCUUUGUUCUUGAAUAUAUCGACAAGUUUUAUUAUAGGAACGCAAAGGAUGUGUCGAUAUUGGCUUUUUGGUGGGAGAGCUAGUGGAAAGAGAAAAGCUGAGAAAGGACUUUUAGAUAGGACUCGCUUUUCUGGUGGAUUAGAUAGAUUGUCAUCUCAAAAAACUUUUGUUGCGGAGGUGAAUGGCUUGAUAAAUACCAGAUAAUUACCCACUCUAUAAUUUUGUUUUCUUCA
Botrytis cinerea B05.10 is the source of this 4502-nucleotide messenger RNA. RefSeq names its product Bcksp1 (gene Bcksp1). The transcript has a single exon. Lineage: Eukaryota; Fungi; Ascomycota; Leotiomycetes; Helotiales; Sclerotiniaceae. Gene Ontology annotation, molecular function: protein kinase activity; ATP binding. Bases 2252 to 4183 code for a protein of 643 amino acids. Gene Ontology annotation, biological process: protein phosphorylation. The record is from RefSeq and is a predicted model, not a curated record.